AUGUCGCUCAACUCAUAUCUCAACAAGAAAGUAUGCAUCAUAACCGUGGACGGCCGGACGCUAACGGGUACCCUUGUAUCCUGCGACCAAGUCACGAACGUGGUGCUCAAGGACACCAUUGAGCGCAUUAUCCGGCCCACAGAUGACGAGGAGCCUUCCAUUGAGCAGCCUCAUGGCUUGUAUCUCGUACGUGGCGACAAUGUUGUCAUUUGCGGUCUCGUAGACGAGGAGCUGGACAACAGUAUCGAUUGGACGAAGGUUCGAGGAGAGGUCAUUGGGAGCACCAAGCAUGUUUAG
Molecule: messenger RNA, 297 nt
Organism: Baudoinia panamericana UAMH 10762
Lineage: Eukaryota; Fungi; Ascomycota; Dothideomycetes; Mycosphaerellales; Teratosphaeriaceae
Exons: 2
Coding region: 1-297 (98 amino acids)
Biological process (GO): mRNA splicing, via spliceosome
Cellular component (GO): U4/U6 x U5 tri-snRNP complex; U6 snRNP; precatalytic spliceosome
Molecular function (GO): RNA binding
Source: RefSeq, a predicted model, not a curated record